AUGUCGGCCGUCAAGAACCUCCGUGCCAUGUUCGAGCAGAAGGCUGACACGAGCCCCCCGGAUCGUGGAAGGUCUCCUGGCCUCUCCAGUGGCACCGAGACCCCUCCCCCCGCCCGUCCCCUCUCCAAGAUCCGAACCAGCUUCGUUGCCAUCGAGAAGGACGGAAGAAUGGGUCUUCGCCGAGACCCCAGCAACGAUUCGAACGGUAGCUUGUCCCAGCGGCGGCUAAGCGGUCACACCGAGGGCGAGGCGUCAGUGUCGGGCUUGUCGGAUAAGACCAUAGCCACCGAGGACACCUCUGUCGGCUACAAGACCAACAUUGUUGGCAGCCCCAUUCCCGAAUCCCCUCGCCGUCCCGACACAGACAAACCCACAAACGGGGCUUCACCUCAAAACUUCGGGGCCCUGACUGAUCACCCGAGCCACAACCCCGACAAGCACGUCGAUAUGGAGACCCCUACGCCAGAGCUUCUGCCUGGCGACCCGACACAAAUCCCUCCCCAAACCACCGCCGCCAAUGGCGCGGCCCCGGCAAAGGCCCCCAAGACUGGAACCCCCAAGACUGAACCCCCCAAGGGCUCUACAAAGCCUCCCAAGAAGAUCCCUGCCCAAUUGGCACCCCCCGCUACUAUCACGAGAGCAAAGACACCUACAAGGUCUCCGAUCACUGCAAAGACGCCCACCACAGGUGCUGCAGCCUCCAAGCUGAGUGCUCCUAAGCCUCAGCACGAAAGCUCCAAGAAGACAUCUGAAAAGACGGCCACUAGCACGGCAACGGCCGCAGCCACAGUUACACCAAAGUCUGGUGCAAAGCCCGCUGGAUCCAACAAGAAACCUACCCCUAUUCACGUUUCUCCCGGCAGCGGCACAGGCUUUGUCAAACCCAAGGUCAAGUCACCCACAAAGCCCGUUAAGCUGCCUGCUUCCCUGAUGGCCCCAACGGCUGCGUCUGUCUCCAAGGUCAGGGAGACUCCCCGUGAGACCCUUUCACGCGCUUCUGGCAACCAGGGCCGCCCCGCUAGCAGAACCAGCACGGCUGGUGCUGGGGCCCCGCCCAAGACCUUGAGGCGCCAGAACUCGGUCAUCAACCGCCCCAGACCCAGCAUUGGCCCGCCCCCGAAGAAGCCCCUUCAGGACCACCCCAUCACCAAGAAGGAAAAGGAGAUCGAUGAGAGCUUCUUGGCACGCAUGAUGCGCCCCACAGCAAGCUCCAGCUCCAAGCUGACGGAGAAGGCCCCCGUCACUCCUCCCAGGAGCCGGAGCGCAAGACCCAGCAGUAGCAAGAAGUCCUCAACUUCAAGGAGCCCCAAGAGAGCCCUUUCCAGACCCUCGGCAUCUCGUGCGGGAAGCCCCUUCACGAAGAGGGAGGCUCCGAUCAAGCAAGUUGCGCCCGAAACCGCCAAGGUUGAGACGGCGGAGGCGGCUGCUAACCUCGCCGAGCAAGCCGAGGCCCCUAGAACCCCCGAGGCUAAGGCUCCCGCCACGCCGGAACCCAUCGUCGAAGAAGAGGAGGCUGAGGCCGCAGCACCCGAGGCUGAGGCUAUCGUCGAACACCACGUCGAGGAGCUGGAUUCUGACGCCCUCGCCCAGCAGACUGCCGAGCUCUCGCUCCAAGAAGGCGAAGCCGAGGAACACAAUCUAAAGACACCUGACGAGUUCGAAGAGCUGCUGGCGGACGAAAAGGAGGACAAGGAGGAGGCGGUUCCCUCCCCCGGUGACACGACCACUGAGGUCAAGACCGAGACCGCAUGA
Messenger RNA from Colletotrichum navitas, 1752 nucleotides. RefSeq lists its product as uncharacterized. NCBI's taxonomy places the organism in Eukaryota, Fungi, Ascomycota, Sordariomycetes, Glomerellales, Glomerellaceae. The transcript has 2 exons. The record is from RefSeq and is a predicted model, not a curated record. Bases 1 to 1752 code for a protein of 583 amino acids.